AUGGAUAUGUAUGACGAAAUGUACGAAAUAAAAAAUGGACGAGAAAUCGACGAUAGUCCACCACCCGAUAUGGAUGUUUCCGGAUCGUUGCAGUUUGUCAAUCAGGAGGUAGAUGAGGAGGACGAGAAUCCAGCUGCCGUACAAAGGCUACAGCACAAGGAUAGCUUCAAUGAUAGCCAGCCAAUUACUAUGAUCGACGAAAAGAGCAGACUUACCCGUGCGACUGAGCAAACCCAGAAGCGAAAACUACGUAAGAACGAUUCUCUCACCGACAGUAGUGGCAGUGUCUCCGACGACGAGAAAGAACCCAUAAAAAAACUGGUCGAAGAAAAGGAAUUCAAUCCGAAGCUUUACGAAAACAUCGAUGCACCGGCAGAGGUGAAGGAUUUGUUUCAGUAUAUUGCGCGCUACACGCCACAACGCAUAUCGAUCGAUUAUAAGCUGAAGAUUUUUAUACCUGAGUUCAUACCGGCCGUCGGGGAUAUAGAUGCGUUUUUGAAAGUGUGUCCACCUGGUCCCGUCGAUGAAAACAAUACCAAGAAGCUCAACAACCAUAUUCAAAACCUGGGACUUAUGAUUCUAGACGAACCCUGCGGUGACCAGAGCGACAGCGUUCUCUUACAAAUGAAGUUGCGAUCGAUUUUCACCAAACCGAUAGAGACACCUUCGGCGAUCGUGCGCAGUGCUCGAGAUAUCGAUCGCUGGAUCACAGAAAUACAAGCUCUUAGGGCCAGUCAAUCGGUGCAGGUCCCCAAUGCACAGCAACAUCCACACAUUAACAUCGACAAUCUGAUGUCAGAGUGGCCAGAAGAAGUGGAACGAACACUGGACGCGCUAGGCUUUCCGUCGGCCAAACUAGACUGUAGCUUGGCCAAAUACAUUAAGAUUAUUUGCAACAUUUUCGAUAUUCCUCUGCCGGCCGCGGAGUGCCAGGCUGACUACAUCUACGCGUUGUACAACUUGUUCAAUCUUUUCCUUGCCAUCAAGCAACAGCAGUAA
Molecule: messenger RNA, 999 nt
Organism: Anopheles cruzii
Lineage: Eukaryota; Metazoa; Arthropoda; Insecta; Diptera; Culicidae
Gene: IFT46
Product: intraflagellar transport protein 46 homolog
Exons: 4
Coding region: 1-999 (332 amino acids)
Biological process (GO): cilium assembly; intraciliary transport
Cellular component (GO): intraciliary transport particle B; centrosome; motile cilium
Source: RefSeq, a predicted model, not a curated record